AUGCCGUCUGCUCCGGGAAACAAGCGCGUCAGGGGCGUCUCAGUGUACCGACCAUUCAUAUUUGGAACCGAAGCGCAACCCUUCGAUCCAGAGAAAAAACCCGCCAACGCGCCAGUGGACCACACACACCAAUGGCGCAUCUUCGUCAAGGGCGUCAACGACGAAGACAUCUCCUACUGGUUGAAGAAGGUACAAUUCAAACUCCACGAGACCUACGCACAGAGCGUGCGCACGAUCGAGCAACCGCCCUUUGAAGUCGUCGAGACAGGCUGGGGUGAAUUCGAGAUCCAGGUCAAGCUGUACUUCGUCCCGGAAUCGAACGAGAAACCCCAGACCCUGUGGCACAGCUUGAAACUGCACCCGUACGGACCCGAUGCAGAGGGGAUGCGCGAGCGCCGCGAAGUGGUCGUGAGCCAGAACUACGAGGAGAUUGUGUUCAACGAGCCUGUUGAGCCUUUUUACGAGAUUCUCACCGGAGGUCCUUCGGGGGCACAACUGCCACGGGGCAAAGGGAAGAAUGCCAAGCAGAUGGCGCAGAGUCGGACUGCGGAGAUUCCGUUGACUGAGAGCCCGAAGAAUCCAUAUGCUCGGACGACGGAGAAUAGAGAGAUUGAUCGGUUGGGCGAGGCCAUUAAGACGGUUGAGCAGAUGACCACGGAGGAGAAGGAGCGGCUUGUGGAGCGGGAGAAGAGAUUGGCGGAGUUGCGUGAAACCGAAGGUGUUCCUGCAAUUACGAAGAAGAGAUGA
This is a messenger RNA of Penicillium riverlandense, 747 nucleotides long. It is a transcript of the gene yaf9, whose product is annotated as YEATS domain-containing protein YAF9. The transcript has 3 exons. NCBI's taxonomy places the organism in Eukaryota, Fungi, Ascomycota, Eurotiomycetes, Eurotiales, Aspergillaceae. The record is from RefSeq and is a predicted model, not a curated record. Bases 1 to 747 code for a protein of 248 amino acids. Gene Ontology annotation, biological process: regulation of DNA-templated transcription.